GGGCCGGUGGGCAGGGCAGGCUAGGGGCGGUGCCAGCGGUGCCAGCGGCCCUGCGCUGCCGGGGGGUUUCGGCAGUACCACCGAAGCUCUCUUUUCCGCGGGGUGGUUUGCACAGCAGCUCCGCGGAGGUGUCAUGAAGUCCCCGGUCCCCGACACGACCCCGAGCGACUGCGAGGAGGGCUCGGACUGCACGCCGCUCCUGCAGCACGCCCCGCGGGCGGAAACCGCUCCAGUGUGCUGCUCUGCUCGUUACAACCUAGCAUUUUUGGCCUUUUUUGGGUUCUUCGUUCUCUAUUCCUUACGGGUGAAUCUGAGCGUUGCGUUAGUGGACAUGGUAGAUUCAAACACAACUGCAGCAGAGAAUAGAACGUCCAGUGAGUGUGCAGAGCACUCUGCACCCAUAAAAGUUCUCCAUAACCAAACGGGUAAAAAGUACCAAUGGAAUGCAGAAACCCAAGGAUGGAUCCUUGGGUCUUUUUUUUAUGGCUAUAUCAUCACACAGAUUCCUGGAGGAUAUAUUGCCAGCAGGAGUGGGGGGAAACUGCUGCUGGGGUUUGGGAUCCUUGGCACCUCUGUCUUCACCCUGUUAACUCCCCUGGCUGCAGAUUUCGGAGUUGGAGCCCUCAUUGCACUCAGGGCGCUAGAAGGACUAGGAGAGGGUGUCACAUUUCCAGCCAUGCAUGCCAUGUGGUCUUCUUGGGCUCCCCCUCUUGAAAGAAGCAAGCUUCUUAGUAUUUCAUAUGCAGGGGCACAGCUUGGGACAGUAGUUUCUCUUCCUCUUUCUGGAAUAAUUUGCUUCUAUUUGAAUUGGACUUAUGUCUUCUACCUCUUUGGUCUAGUUGGAAUCAUUUGGUUUAUUUUAUGGACCUGGUUAGUUAGUGACACACCAGAUACUCACAGGACAAUCUCCCCUUAUGAAAAGGAGUACAUUCUUUCAUCGUUAAGAAAUCAGCUCUCUUCACAGAAGUCAGUGCCAUGGAUACCCAUGCUAAAAUCACUGCCACUUUGGGCUAUUGUAGUUGCACAUUUUUCUUACAAUUGGACUUUUUAUACCUUAUUGACUUUAUUGCCUACUUAUAUGAAGGAGGUCCUAAGGUUCAAUAUUCAAGAGAAUGGGUUUUUAUCUGCAGUCCCUUAUUUCGGCUGCUGGGUAUGUAUGAUUCUGUCUGGUCAAGCUGCUGACAAUUUAAGAGCAAAAUGGAAUUUUUCAACUCUGUGUGUCCGAAGAGUUUUUAGCCUUAUUGGAAUGUUUGGACCUGCGGUAUUCCUGGUAGCUGCUGGCUUUAUAGGCUGUGACUAUUCCCUGGCUGUUGCAUUCCUAACCAUCUCAACAACCCUAGGAGGCUUUUGCUCUUCUGGAUUUAGCAUCAGCCAUCUGGACAUUGCUCCUUCGUAUGCUGGUAUCCUUCUGGGCAUCACAAAUACAUUUGCCACUAUUCCUGGAAUGAUUGGGCCUGUCAUUGCCAGAAGUCUGACCCCUGAGAUUCAAAGGCAAAAUUACAAGACUCUACAUUUGAGAAACUCAUCAUUUGGAGAUUAUCUGCAAUAAAAGUACAGUGUGACAGAAGCUGAAGAAGAAAUGUAUGCAGAGUGCCAUGGGCCCAGAGGAGGGCACAACCAGUUUAUGGGGAAGGAGCUUGGAGGAGUGGCCAGGGGUGAGGGCAGGGCAGGCAGUGGGCCUGCAUUGCGGCACUGAGGCCCCAGGAACACGCUGGGCCCAAGCAACUGGUCCAGCCUGAGGCUGUAAGGCAGCGUGGGGCCAGAUCACUAAGCAGAAGCACUGAGUUUGUGUAAAAAAUCAAAUUCACUGACCUCACAGGCCCUUUUCUACUGUUUAAGAAACUGGAGAGUUCCCAUGGUGGCUCAGCAGAAAUGAAUCCAACCAGUAUCCAUGAGGACUUGGGUUUGAUCCCUGGCCUCACUCACUGGGUUAAGAAUCCAGCAUUGCAGUGAGCUGUGGUGUAGGUUGAAGACGAGGUUCAGAUCCAAGUUGCCAUGGCUGUGGCUAUGGCAUAGGCCAGCAGCUGUAGCUCUGAUUCAGCCCCUAGCCUGGGAAAUUUCAUAUGCUGUGUUUGUGGCCCUUAAAGAAAAGACCCCCCAAAAAAGGAAAACUGGAGUUCCCUCUGUGACAUGCAGGUUAAGGACCUGGUGUUGCUGCAGCUGUGGUUCUAGUUACAGCUGUAGUGUGGGCUCGAUUCCUGGCCAAGAACUUCCACGUGCACUUCUUUUGGGUGCAGCCAAAAGAAAAAGAAAAAAAAGAAGAAGAAGAAACUCUAAAGAACCAGUGAAAUGUAUUCUUCAAGAGGCUGAUCUAAACCUCUAAAAGAGACUUAAUUAUCUCUGUUUUGUCUCUGUGAUGAAAUUAACACUGUCUAGUCCUUGGAAUUUCAAGAUAUACCUACAGGUUGUCUUAUUACCAAAUACUGAUUGCACAGGUGGUGCUCUUCCAUUUCUAAUUCCUCCCUCAAAUGAAUUCAUGCCCUUCACUACUAUUUUCUCUCACUUAAGAGGAAAGGAUACUGGGAAGUCUCAGGAUGUUUAAUGUUCUCUUCAGGGAGCAUGGUGGCAACCUAAGAACCUAAGUCAGCACAUUUCCAUGAGGGAUUGAGCUUGUUACCCACAGUCCUGGCGCUUCUGCUGGAAAGGUGCAGUCUCUGGAACUUAAGCCUGCAAGGCUUAUCAAGUGGGAACUGAACUGGGUUUCAGAUAUGUUGUUAGAACAUUUUUUUAAUCUUAUUAAAAGACCAUUAUUUUUUUAAAGGAAAAACGCACUUGCCUUUGUAAUUUCUUACAAUGCAAGUUUACUGCACAGUCUCAAAUACUUUGUGGAAUGAGUCAGAGCAUAAAUAAAUAAUGAUAUAAAAGUCAAAGUGUGUCUGAAGUUCAAUUUUUUUGUGGGGCAGGGGGUGCAACCGCGGCAUAUG
Molecule: messenger RNA, 2924 nt
Organism: Sus scrofa (pig)
Lineage: Eukaryota; Metazoa; Chordata; Mammalia; Artiodactyla; Suidae
Gene: SLC17A5
Product: solute carrier family 17 member 5
Biological process (GO): monoatomic anion transport; transmembrane transport
Cellular component (GO): apical plasma membrane
Molecular function (GO): transmembrane transporter activity
Source: RefSeq, a predicted model, not a curated record